This is a messenger RNA of Bemisia tabaci, 2420 nucleotides long. RefSeq names its product negative elongation factor complex member TH1 (gene TH1). Gene Ontology annotation, molecular function: RNA binding. The record is from RefSeq and is a predicted model, not a curated record. Lineage: Eukaryota; Metazoa; Arthropoda; Insecta; Hemiptera; Aleyrodidae. Gene Ontology annotation, cellular component: nucleus; NELF complex. Gene Ontology annotation, biological process: negative regulation of transcription elongation by RNA polymerase II.
ACUGAAAGUUUUGUUUACAUGAGCGACAGUUUUGCCUUUUCGGUGAUUAUCUAACGAGUUUUUCCUCACAGUGUUUUGGUGUUUUUUAUUUCUCGUCUUUAUUGAUAAUCUGUUCAUCUUUCCGUUAAAUUUGUUUCUUUCUCCAUCAUGAAUGACGAUUAUGAUGAUGACAAGAACUGGGAUGGAGACAACGAUGCAAUGGAUGCGGAGUCUGAUGCGGGCGAUGAAGGUAUGGAAAAUCCGCAGGAAGUGCUGAAAGAGUGUCUGGAGAAGUUCAGCACGCCAGAUUAUAUAAUGGAGCCCGGGAUUUUUUCGCAAUUGAAAAAAUAUUUUCAGGCUGGAGGUAAUCCGGAGCAAGUCAUAGAAUUGUUGUCUCAAAAUUACAAAGCUGUCGCUCAAAUGGCCAAUUUAGUCGCAGAGUGGCUGAUCCUCGGAGGAGUUAAAGUACACGAUGUGCAAGCCAUGGUGGAAAAUCAUUUAAAAGAUAUGAUUUUGAAGACUUUUGAUCCAAAGAAAGCUGACACUAUUUUCUCAGAAGAAGGAGAGACGCCUGCUUGGUUAACAGAAAUGAUCGAGCACAAAACCUGGCGCUCUUUAAUUUACCGCCUUGCAGAAGAGUAUCCCGACUGUCUGAUGUUAAACUUCACCAUCAAACUAAUAUCUGAUGCUGGUUUUCAAGGUGAGAUCACGAGCAUCUCCACCGCCGCUCAGCAGAUUGAAGUUUUUUCGCGAGUGCUCAAAACAUCCAUUUCCGGAUUUCUCCAAGCAACUGAAGACUGGCAGAGCAGUGUCGAGGAGUGCGCUAAAAUGGUGUGUCAUGGUCAACACACUUUUGUGUACAGUUUAGUCUUACUCCAAGUCCUGUCACAGGAGCCGAAAGGGGGCUUUAAUAUGAAAAGAUUAGCCCAGGAAAUCACGAAGUGCGCCCAAAAUAACCACCAGGAUGUCACACCAAUUAUCAUGGCCCUAAAUGGUGCAGCCUCCUAUGCGCAAGCAUGUUCUGCCCUUUCAUCCAUGUUAUCCAGGAACAGUUUGAACCCAGCAGACAUUCUCAUGCUGUUCCGAAAUUAUUCCGGACAAGACCCACCUCCUGUUGAACUCAUCAGAACUCCUCAGUUCUUAGAAUUACUCGCAGACGCUUUAUUCAAACCUGGCGUUAAACUAAACCAAGAGCAUAAACCGAAGUAUAUUUACUUGCUUGCAUACGCUGCAAGUGUAGUAGAAGUCCCUGCUAGCAAGAAAACUGGUCCACGGAAAAUUAUCAAAGAAGAAUUAAAACCAACCAUGCAAGCAGUUGAGAAAGUUCACAACAUUUGCAACACAAAUAAAAGCUCAUCCGAGUUGAUCGCAGAAAUUAACACCUUGUACCACUGCAUUAGAUACCCAGUUGUCUCUGUCGGAGUUGUUCGGUGGGUUGAGUGUACGGUUACGGAGCCCAGCUACUUCAAACUGUGCACAGAGCAUACGCCAAUACAUUUGGCUCUGUUGGAUGAAGUUGUCAGCUGUCAUUCGCUUCUUCAUCACACAGUUCUGAAACUUUUCAUUCAGUUAUUCGAGUCAAAGCAAGAUGAGCUGGAAAUCCUUGUACAGUUGGAAUUACGAAAAAUGUUGCUUGAUCGAAUGGUUAAUUUAUUAUGUAGAGGAUGUGUUGUACCUGUCGUCAAGUAUAUCAAACAGUGUUGGAAAAGAGGAGACACAGAUAUCUCUCUUAUUCGUUAUUUUGUUACAGAGGUGUUAGAAGCCAUUGCACCUCCAUACACUCCAGAAUUUGUGCAGCUGUUUCUUCCGAUUGUUGAAAAUGAAGAAAUUACCGGUACCAUGCGAGGAGAGGGUGAAAACGAUACCGUUUCAGAGUUCAUUGUGCACUGUAAGCAUCACUUUAUGGUUGUUCAUUGAGCUUAUUCAUUACGAACCCAUUAUGACACUGGAUUCUCCGACAGCUGGUUAAUGGAAAAUUAGUGAGUAUAUUUUGCUAUGUAUUACCAAAUGAACCAUAAUUCUUUAGGAAUUGUGCUGGUGAGAAAAUGACAUUUUGUACCUAGAGAAAGUUUGUAAGAUAAUUCAAAAUACUCCUGGAUUAACUUCAGUGAUGAUUCUUGCACGUUAGCAACAUCGUAUACUCCCCUUUUCAAAAACUCAUCAUAAAUAUUGAUUCCAGGUUAGGUAACUACCUUCUGUUAGAAUCGUUUGUUUCCCAUACAUUUAAAAUGGAGUAAAGCAGUGCUGCCAACUUUCAAAAAUCAUAUCUGAUUAUCUUAAUGUAAUUUGUAACUAAAACUGAAACUUGACUGAGUAGCUUUCGGCGAAGAGACUCAUGUUAUUUCAGAGUUUCUGAACAAGGCUGUGAUUAGACUUUAGAUUAUUCUUGUAGAAUAAUAUUUGUAAACUAAAAAUAAAAUUAUGUUCAGUUAUAGUUUGAA